AUGCCUCCGGUAACAAUGCCGGCUCCCGGGGCCCCGCCGGUCGUCUCGAGACGAGAAGAGGAUUCGAUGAACAACGAGCAGAGCAUGAGCGGCAAGGCCAUCAUCGGGCUCAUCUUUCCACCGCCGGAUAUUCGAACAAUCGUCGACAAGACGGCCAAUUUCGUGGCGAGGAACGGCGUCGAAUUCGAGAACAAGAUCCGCGAGAAGGAGGCCCAGAAUCCGCGCUUUUCCUUCCUGCUGCCCACCGAUCCCUACAAUGCCUACUACAAGCAUAAGGUCAAAGAACUACAAGAAGGCAAAGAGGAGGCUCCGCGAAUCCAAGUGCCCGAGGCUGUCAAGGAGCACGUGAAGAAAGUGGCCGAGGCGAUCACCCGCCCCCCACCGGCACACGAAUUCAGUGAUGAUCCGACGACGAUCAACGCGUUCGACUUGGACCUGAUCCGGCUGACGGCGCUGUUCGUCGCGCGCAACGGCCGCUCAUUCAUGACGAAUCUGAUGAACCGAGAGAUGCGCAACUUCCAGUUUGACUUCCUCAAGCCGCAGCACAGCAAUUUCCAGUAUUUCUCAAGGCUUGUCGAGCAGUACACGAAGGUCCUCAUCCCAUCCAACACCAUCACCAAGGAGUUGUCGGAACAGCGCGAGAAGAAGCGGCUUCUGGAUGACGUCGACAAGCGUGUCCGCUGGGAAAAGUACCAGAAGAGUCUGAAGGACAAGGAGGAGGCCGAGCUCGAAAAGGAGCGUGUCGCCUACGCGCAAAUUGACUGGCACGACUUUGUCCUCGUCCAGACCGUCGACUUUUCGGCUCAGGAUUUGGGCAAUCUCCCUCCACUCUGCACUCCAAACGACGUCGGGGCUCGAAUCCUGCUCGAAGCCCGCAAAGAGCAAGAAAAAGCCAGCGAAAGCGCCGCCAUGGACAUGGAGGAGAGCGAGAGCGAGGACGAGCAAGAAAUUACCAACGAGGUGCCCGCCGGGCGUGUCGAGGAAGAGCAGGAGAAGCCGAAGACGUCAAUGGAUCUACCGAUGGACAUGCUGAACCAGCCGGUGCCGAUGGCCCCCAACAAGGGCAACAUCAUCAUCAGAGAGGACUACGAUCCGAAGCGGGACAUUGCAAGGAGACCGACCGUCGAGGAAUGGAUUGUGUCGCCGCUCACUGGCGAGCGCAUCCCCAAGAGCAAACUUGCCGAACACGUCAGAUACAACACCGUCGACCCGCAAUACAAGGAGGAAAGGGAGCGACAGCAGGCCAUUUCUGGGCCCGAAGAGCAAGUGCUGGCCCCUGGAAUGGACAUCUCCAAAUAUCUCAACAAAUUCGCCGACCGUCGUACCGAUAUCUUCGGUGUUGGAGAGGAGGGCGCCAAGCAGACGACGAUCGGAAAGAAGCUCGGAGAAGCUGACAGCCUGCCAAAAUCCGUCAAGGACGGGAUUUGGGACGGUACGGCCGAGACGAUGGAGGCGGCCACACGAAAGGCCCAGGAGAACGUGUCGAUUUCGGAUCAGUUGAAGCAGCUCCACCGGCAGCACGGCUAUCUGGCCGACCCGGAGAAGGAGCGCAUCGGCGCCCACGUUCCAUCGUCCAGCUCGGCCGCCGACAUUCCACCGCCACCGCCCGCCCAGCAAGCACCGCCGCCACGUCCCCCUCCCACGCAGCCACCGGUCAGCCAGAUCCCGCCUCCACCGGCGAUGGCGAUGCCGCUUCCGCCUCGUCCGCUGCCACCCGGUGCGGCGGCGCUGCUGAACCCGAUGAACCCGAUGCUGCUGCGGCCGCAGUUAGUCCCGAUGGUGCCGCAAAUCGUGCCGAUGAUGCCAAUGAUGCAGAUUCCGCAGCCGAUGCAAAUGCCGACGAUUCCUCCCCGACCGGCCCUCGACAUUUCCUCCCAGCCGCCAGCCAAGCGCCAGAAGACCGAGGAGGAGCUCGAGCCCGAGGAUGUCUGGAAGACGAAGGUGCCGGCCUCGCUGGAAGUGCGUGUGCUGCUGCCGCCGGAGCCGCAAUGGCAGAUGGACGGCGGCUCGGUCGUCUCCUUCACCGUCCCAACAGCCGCCGCCAUCACCACCCUCAAGCAGAAAAUCCAAGAGCGCUACCAGAUGCCGCUGAAUCGGCAGAAGCUCACGUUUGAUGGCAUCGUGCUGAAGGACACGAACAGCUUCGCCUUCUACAACGCCGGCCAGAAUUCGUUCUUCACCCUGCAGACCAAGGAGCGCGGCGGCAAGAAGAAG
Molecule: messenger RNA, 2214 nt
Organism: Mesorhabditis spiculigera
Lineage: Eukaryota; Metazoa; Nematoda; Chromadorea; Rhabditida; Rhabditidae
Source: the annotation of a GenBank genome assembly